AUGGUGGGGAUGUUAGGCUUAGAGGAAGGGAAUUCAAGUGAGGAAGAGGUCUGCAAGAAAGAAACCACACCUAUCUCAUCUCCAAGGACCCCUAUUGACAAGCUUAUUAUUAGGGAGAAGCAGAGGUGGAAUGUCAACAUGGUGAUUCUUCAAGAAACAAAAUUUCUUGUUAUUAACAGUACUAUGAGCAGAACUCCAUGGAAUCGAGCAGGGGUGGAAUUAGCUUAUCAACCAUCCAUUGGAGCUAGUGGAGGUUUAUGCAUAAUGUGGAGGGGUGAGGAAUUUGAACUUCUGGAUAGGCAUGACGGCGUCUACUCCUUAGCUUUCUUGUUUAAAUUGAGAAGAACUGGUCAGAUUUGGUACUCUGUGGGGGUAUAUGCACCGAAUAAUAGGAAGGACAUACGAAUUUUGUGGAGGGAACUUGGUGAUAUCGUGGGGCUUUGGGACUUUCCUGGCUGCAUAAGAGGGGAUUUCAACACCAUCUUGUUUACAGAAGAGAAGAAUAGGGAUUGCACCAUCAAUAGAGGUAUGAGUAAUUUUACUAAGUUUAUCAUGGAUUGGAAUUUGAUUGAUCUCCCACUGUGUGGUGCUAUAUACACUUGGACAAAUGGACAGGUCGACCCUAUUUUCUGUCGACUUGAUAGGUUUUUAAUUAAUAGUCGUUGGGAGGAGUUAUUUCCAGAUACAAUUCAAUCGACUAAACCCAGACCGGUAUCUGAUCACACUCCAAUACUUCUGAUCACACAAGGGCUAAGGUUUGGACCCUCCUUCUACAAGUUCGAACAUAUUUGGCUUGAGGACCCAUCUCUCAAGGACAAGAUUACUGGUUGGUGGAAUGAGUUCCAGGUAGAGGGGAAUCCUGGAUAUGUCCUUUGA
Molecule: messenger RNA, 876 nt
Organism: Papaver somniferum (opium poppy)
Lineage: Eukaryota; Viridiplantae; Streptophyta; Magnoliopsida; Ranunculales; Papaveraceae
Exons: 2
Coding region: 1-876 (291 amino acids)
Source: RefSeq, a predicted model, not a curated record